GGCGGAUGGACCAGGAGCAAAGAGAAGAAUAUGAGAGAAUGCCCCGCAAAGACAAGGACGAGAUAAAGAGAGAGAGAGCAUGGGAGAGGAAGAGGAGGAAUAGGAGAACACCGCAGGAUGAGGAGAAGGAAGAACAGGAGGAGGAGGAUCCAGAGGACAGAGACAAUGCAAGGGACAGGAAGAAGCGAAGAGAGCAGGAGAGGAAGAGACGAAAAGAGGAGGAGGCAAGGAUGAAGAGAAGGCGGCAGGAGGAACAGAGAAAGGAGAAGAAACGGAUGAGGGAGAUGGAGGAGAAGCAGAUGGAGGAAAAGAGGAGGAGGAGGAGAGAAGAGGAAGAGAGGGAGAAAGAGAGAUUUAGGCGAGAAGAGGAGGAGACGAUCAAGAGGGAAGAGGAAGAGGAAGAGAAAGAGAGAGUUAGGAGAAAAGAAGAAGAGAAGGAGCUGGAGAGGAUCAGGCGACAAGAGGAAGAGGAAAGGAUGAAAAAGAAGCGACAAGCAGGAGAGGGAGAAGAAGAGGAAGGGAAGAGAAGGAGACUGGAAGAGUACCAGGAAGAGGAGGAAGUAAACGAGUGCAGUAAACAGGAGGAGGGAGAGAGAAGGGGAGACGAAAGGAGGAUGAGACGCCAGAGAAAGCUGAGGGUGCUGAGGCGCGGCCAGGAGAGAAUGAGGCGCCAGCAGGGACAGGAGGAAGUGUUGAGGCGACACCUGGAGGAGGAAAGGAGCAAACACCAGGAGAAGGAGAGGAUAAGACAGGAGGAAAGAAUGACACGAGAGCAGGAGGAAGAGAGGAGGAAACAGGAGGAGAGAGAGAAGGAAGAGAAAGAGCAGCGCGAGAGAGAAAGGGACGAAGAAAGCGCGGGACUGAACAGAAAAACGUGCCGAGGAGGCCAGGAAGCGAGUUUGGCAGUUUAAGAAAAUGGCGUUUAGUUUUAAGGAAAA
This is a messenger RNA of Scylla paramamosain (green mud crab), 938 nucleotides long. RefSeq lists its product as uncharacterized. Bases 6 to 911 code for a protein of 301 amino acids. Lineage: Eukaryota; Metazoa; Arthropoda; Malacostraca; Decapoda; Portunidae. The transcript has 2 exons. The record is from RefSeq and is a predicted model, not a curated record.